Messenger RNA from Pyricularia oryzae 70-15, 339 nucleotides. RefSeq lists its product as uncharacterized. The transcript is spliced from 2 exons. NCBI's taxonomy places the organism in Eukaryota, Fungi, Ascomycota, Sordariomycetes, Magnaporthales, Pyriculariaceae. The record is from RefSeq and is a predicted model, not a curated record. Bases 1 to 339 code for a protein of 112 amino acids.
AUGGACCCAGCUUGCCAGACUGCUGCUGCCUGUUUGCCACUUCACGGCGACAUCUCUACCCAAACAACAUACAUCCACACGCUCGUUCCGAUCAAUUCUCCACGAAAGAACCCGCCGAUUAACGCCCAUCAUCAUACUGAGGAGGUGCGGUGCUUUUGGCUGGGGGGUGUUGCCAUUUGCGGGCAGCCGCGUGCGUUCCGUCGGACCAGGCCGACCACAAAGGAUCCCGCCCUUGCCUUGUUCUUUCAUCUUUCGUCUGCCAGCAUCUCAACACUCGCUUCUGCUGACGGCAGCCGCCUCGAGGCUUGUUCCUCCCGCAUUCUUCACUCGUUCCUGUAG